Molecule: messenger RNA, 4832 nt
Organism: Oenanthe melanoleuca
Lineage: Eukaryota; Metazoa; Chordata; Aves; Passeriformes; Muscicapidae
Product: dihydropyrimidinase-related protein 2
Exons: 14
Coding region: 420-2138 (572 amino acids)
Cellular component (GO): cytosol; cytoplasm
Molecular function (GO): hydrolase activity, acting on carbon-nitrogen (but not peptide) bonds, in cyclic amides
Source: RefSeq, a predicted model, not a curated record
AGCUCCCGCCCCGCCGGCCCUCAGCGCUGGGCCGGGCUUGGCUGGGCUGGGCUGGGCCGGGCUUGGCGGGGCUGGGCCGGGCUGGGCCGGGCUCCGGGCGCAGGGAAGAAAGGGAGACGCGCAGAGCUGGGCGCCUCUCCCGUUCCUGCCAUUGCGGAGAGCAGCGAUCGCCUCCCGUACCCUCCCCGCUCCCCUUCCCUGGGAUCGCAGUGAUUUGGCCUCGGGGGAUUUAUUUUUGAUUUUUUUUUUUUUUUUUUAGUGGGUUUUAAUUUUCUUUUUUAUCUACACACUGGUGAAGGGGAGGUUGCGGAGCAGUUGCUGCGCGGGAGACAAUAGCGGUGCAGCAGCCGCCGCGCUUCUCUUUAACAAAAAAAACCCCAACAUUAUCGAAUAAAUACAUCGGGGGUUGAUUUCCCAAGAUGUCUUAUCAGGGGAAGAAAAACAUUCCGCGGAUCACGAGCGACCGUCUUUUGAUCAAAGGUGGUAAAAUAGUUAAUGACGACCAGUCCUUCUAUGCAGACAUUUACAUGGAGGAUGGGUUGAUAAAGCAAAUAGGGGAGAACCUGAUCGUGCCAGGGGGAGUGAAAACCAUCGAGGCCCACGGCAGGAUGGUGAUUCCCGGCGGCAUCGACGUCCACACCCGCUUCCAGAUGCCAGAGCAGGGAAUGACAUCUGCUGAUGAUUUCUUCCAAGGGACCAAGGCUGCUCUGGCUGGGGGCACCACCAUGAUCAUUGACCACGUGGUUCCUGAGCCUGGCACCAGUUUGCUGACGGCGUUCGACCAGUGGCGAGAGUGGGCAGACAGCAAGUCCUGCUGUGACUACUCCCUGCACGUGGACAUCACUGAGUGGCACAAGGGGGUGCAGGAGGAGAUGGAAGCUCUGGUGAAAGAUCACGGUGUGAAUUCCUUCUUGGUGUACAUGGCUUUCAAAGAUCGUUUCCAGCUCAGUGAUUCUCAGAUUUACGAGGUGCUGAGUGUGAUCCGGGACAUCGGUGCCACCGCCCAAGUGCACGCUGAGAACGGUGACAUCAUUGCCGAGGAGCAGCAGAGGAUCCUGGAGCUGGGGAUCACAGGCCCUGAAGGGCAUGUGUUGAGCAGACCUGAAGAGGUGGAGGCAGAGGCUGUGAACCGUGCAAUCACCAUUGCCAACCAGACCAACUGCCCCCUCUACAUCACCAAGGUGAUGAGCAAAAGUGCUGCUGAUGUCAUUGCUCAAGCCAGGAAAAAGGGCACUGUGGUGUAUGGAGAGCCCAUUACAGCCAGCCUGGGCACUGAUGGAUCCCAUUACUGGAGCAAGAACUGGGCAAAGGCAGCAGCUUUUGUUACAUCCCCACCUCUGAGUCCUGACCCAACCACUCCUGAUUUUCUCAACUCACUACUGUCCUGUGGAGACCUCCAAGUGACUGGCAGUGCCCACUGCACCUUCAACACUGCUCAGAAAGCUGUGGGGAAGGACAACUUCACCCUGAUCCCUGAAGGAACCAAUGGCACUGAGGAGAGGAUGUCCAUCAUCUGGGACAAGGCUGUGGUGACUGGCAAGAUGGAUGAGAACCAGUUUGUGGCUGUGACCAGCACAAAUGCAGCCAAAAUCUUCAACCUGUACCCGCGGAAGGGCCGCAUCGCCGUGGGCUCCGACGCUGACCUGGUGAUCUGGGAUCCUGACAGCGUCAAGACAAUCUCUGCCAAGACUCACAACAUUUCUCUGGAGUACAAUAUCUUCGAGGGCAUGGAGUGCCGUGGCUCUCCCCUGGUGGUGAUCAGCCAGGGGAAGAUCGUGCUGGAGGAUGGGAACCUGCACGUCACAGAGGGCUCAGGGAGGUACAUCCCCAGGAAACCCUUCCCUGACUUCGUCUACAAGCGCAUCAAGGCCAGGAGCAGGCUGGCUGAGCUGCGGGGGGUGCCCCGCGGUCUCUACGACGGCCCCGUGUGCGAGGUGUCGGUGACACCCAAAACUGUCACACCAGCAUCCUCAGCCAAGACCUCUCCUGCCAAACAGCAGGCACCCCCCGUCAGGAACCUGCACCAGUCUGGCUUCAGCUUGUCUGGGGCACAGAUCGAUGACAACAUCCCGCGCCGCACGACCCAGCGCAUCGUGGCCCCGCCGGGCGGCCGUGCCAACAUCACCAGCCUGGGCUAAGGACAGCCCUGCUGUGCCCACCGGGUACACCUGGGGGGACUGGGGCACCUGGAGACCCUUUUCUGAUUCUUUUAGAGCCUGUGACAGUUACUGCGGGCACCCAUUGUCGGGGGGGGGGCUGAAGUCAAAGCGCCUCUUUCAGUCCCCUCAGGUUCCCUCCUCAUCUUCACAACCCCUCACACUCCCCCCCCCUCAGCCCUUUACACAUUUAAAGAAAUAAACCCUGUUUUGACACCUCUGACAUGGAAGAGUAAAUGUAAAGAGGGUGGUUGAGAUAUGCUGUCUCUGUCCUAUUCAGCAUCUUUCUUUUAAUAAAGGAAGGAUAAAGUGAAUUUCCCGGGAGCUGCCUUUAAGACACACACACACACACACUCACACAAAAAGAAAGAAAUAAAAAUAAAAGUAUAAAAAAAGCUUUUUUUUUUUUUUUAGUGUCAAGCAGAAGAGUAGUUCAAGGGUUUUAAACUGGAUAUUCUGUAGGGUUCUGUGUUCCAGCAGAAUUAGCUGGGCAGGCACAGAGGGACAGGAAUCCCAGGCUGUGCAUGGCCAUUCUCCAGCACCAGCUCUUAGGUCUGAUCACCAGAUGCUGCCAGGAGAGAGAAUCAGGACCCAGCAGUAGGAAUGACAGAGAACAGCCAGACUCCCUGGGGACUUCCAUUCUCUUGAGUUGGUUUUUCCUUGGUUUCUUUUUCCAUCUGUAUUUUGCUGCAAAUUAGGUCCUUGAGGAAACUUGGGGUUUUUUUUUUUUUUUUUUUUUUUUUUUUUUUUUAAUGUUUGUGUGUGUGUUUUUAAUAUGUUUGUAUCAUUGUGUUUACAAAGCCUUAUCUGAGAACUGGGAAUCUCCCUGUUCUUUCCUCAUCCAAGUCACAGCCUCCCACCAGUGUCACUGCCACUGCCACCCUGCAUUUCCCUGCAUUUCCCAGCAUUUCUUUAUUUCCCAGCAUUUCCCUGCAUUUCCCAGCCAUUUCUUCUCAUGUAGCUGCAGUAAGGGCAUGGAGCAGGUCCAUAGGAUCCUCAGUCCAUCAGGUGCAAGCAGAGGAGCUGGACACCAUCUGAGCUGCUGGGAUGGAGUAUCUGGAAGAGUUUGUACAGUUAGUUUUCCUUCUGUCCCUGAAGGUGGGUAUGGAUGGGGAGGGAGCUGUGGGCAAAGGGCAGCACAUUGCUUGAACCCCCUCUCUGGCCAUCAAGGAGAGGUUAUUUAAAGCUUUGAGGGCUUCAGCUCUCAAAGGGCAGCCAGGGAGUGUGUGCUGAGCACCUGUGGCAAUUCCAGUCCAGCCCCAGCUGCUGUAACUGGGAGCUGGGCUGGGUCCCCAGCAGCUGAGAAUCUCUUGUGCAGAAUGUCCCAGCUGCCCAGCCCUGCAGGAAUGCUGCACACAGCCAUGGGAAGAGCUCCCAGGCUCUCUGCCACUGAGACACCCUCAGUGCCCCUCAGAGGGGCUGGGGAGCCACCUUGGGGCAGCCAGGGGGGUCUGGGAUUGAAGGUCUGCUGGCUCUGGGACUGGAGGCUUCUUGUUUUUGGGGUAAAGCUGCCCCUCAGAGCCCACCCAGCUGUGGCUGGGCUCAGCAGUCCCAAGGAUUUGGCACAGAGAGUUUUUAUUAAUGUGGCAUUGCCUCCACUGCCUGCCCUGGCAGCUGCUGCAUCUCCUGCUCCCUCUUCUCUUUGUGCUUUGCCACCUCCAUCAACCUUGUUUUUCCAUAGCUGUGUUUUCUUAAAAGGUGUUUACAGGUUCUUUUAGGAAAAAAACAGAUACAUAUAUAUAUAUAUAUAUAUAUAUAUAUAUAUAUGAAGGCUUUCAAGAAACAAGUACCAAAUUUGUUGUUAUGAAGUAUCAACACUGGUAUUUGCAAAGUGUCUGGAAUCUGCUUAGCAACCCAAACCCUGCCAGCUGCAGCACCCAAAUCCUCCAGGCCCCUUUGAACACAAAAAUUAACAGAAACUUUGCCAUAUUCCUCCACACAUUUUGCAUUUAGGUUCAACUCCUGGGAUUUUUAGUUUUGCAUAAAGAGUUUGCACUUUGUUUGUUAAGUAAUCCGUGAACUUAAUAUAUAUAUUGCAGCUAUUUUCAUUUUUUAAUUUUUUUUUCUUUGUCACCUGUAUGUUAAAAUCAAUUUGAACGAGUUGGGGAGAAAAAAAAAAAAAGAAUUGUGGAUCUGUUUCAAUUCUACGAAACACUUGCAGCUCUUCAGUAUUCACUUAAGUCUUCCUUUUUUUUUCCUUCACUGACUCAUGAUAACUUGUUGAGUUUUAAUUUGUUCUUUAAAAGGAAAGAAAAAAAAAAUCACAAAAAAAAAAGGAUUUUUGCAGGCUAUGUAAGCAUGUUUUUUCUGUGAGAGCUCGUCCGCUUUGUGUCUGUUUAAUGAAUGUCAUAUGUAAAUGCUUAAAGAAAAAAAAGACUUGAUGACUUAAUUAAUUAAUUAACCGCAGUGACUUGAAGCUCUAAAAAAUAAUAAAAGAAAAAGUAGGAUUUAAUACUAGCUGGAUUUAACCCUUGGAUUUGUGAUUGUGACCCAUGAGUGGAGGAGCUGUAAGUGCUAAAGCUGAUCAUGUGUGUAGACAAAGAGGAGUACUGAUAUUUGACCAUUGUCUCAAUGGCAAAAACACCCCCAUGCCCCAAGUCUUGUGUUUUAUUCCUGAAGAACUCUGUGUUAUAUUACCAUGGGAACUCCUAAUAAAGACAAGAUGUUGUUGUUUCA